AUGGAUUUUUACAAGGAUAAAGCCAAGCUAAUUGACAAGCUCCUGGAGGAAGGUCCUACUUCCACGGAAGAGGAGGACGAAGCUCUGGUGACUUUAAAACGAGAAAGUCGUAUGCAAAACAAGUUUUUUGCUUGCCAUGUUGUUGUUUUGUUACUUGUGCUAGUACUGGGAAUGUGUUUGUUUGCGCGUGUAGCCUACUAUGGUUUUCAAACCACGGAGUAUGAUCAGCAGUCACUGAACGGAGGUUUGUUUAUCCUUAUAUUGGGCCAUUCCAUUUACUGUCGGCUCUCCCUUUAUUGAAGGUACUUUUAUACUUACUCGGGUCCACAGAGAUGCCAACCUCGGUUCUUUAAUCCCGCCACCCCUACCAAAAUUUUCCCCUUAUCCCGAAAUCCCGAACGUUUUCAUCGGCCAAUCCCGAUCCCGGUCACAUCAUUUACCGUAAAUCCUCUAAAAAUUUAUUUUACUUCAAGACCAUUUGAGGGGGAGCCUUAGUAGAGGGGGGGGGGGGGGCUUAUUUGAGAGGAGGAUUGCUGCAUACAUUGAAGCUUAAACUCUCUUGUCACCAAAUUAAUGACUUACGGUGUUUUCGGUCACAUCCAUAAAAAGAGUUUUGAGCCUUUCCAGUAAUUAAUCUUAGCAAUGGCUUAGAAUAUAAUUCUGUUGUAGCGAAUAGAAACAAAGGGCUUCUUAAGAGGUCUAUGUGUAACUGGAUCUUAUUAUGGCAAAGUUCAUGACAAAGGUUGUGCCAAAGGGGUCACAAAAGCCACGUGUCAAUGUGGUGUCCAAUGCUCAGUUUAAAUUUGCGUUUGUUUCCGUCACUGCUGACAGCAAAAGUUUAGUUUACUUUAAAAUUUUUGCCAUCCAAAACCGUGGAUUUCAGGGCUUUGAGGCGACGAUUUCCUGGAUCCUGCUUUGUAGUAAUGCGUCCCGUCCAUAAAUGCAAUCCCAAAUCCUCGCCCAUAUUUCUUUAGAAUCCCGAAUCCCGGGCUCCAAAAAAGGCAAAUCCCAGAUCCCAAAAAACCUAUUGAGGACCCUCAGCCUCCAGAGAUCUAAAAUCUGGAGACUCCCUAUUUUGCACUACACCCCAACUCCCCGAAUAUCAACAGCCCUACUACCCCCCUCCCACAAAUUGACCCAGCUACCUUGGCUUAGGACAUUAUAUGGAGUCUUAGAUGAAGUACAUGCAAUCAAAAUUGGCUUUCAUCAUUGUACUAACAAAAUAAUCUUUGUCAGUGACAAAAUAAGAGCAAAAAUGUCCCAGAAAUUGUACAAUGAAUAAAAAAAACCUACAAAUUUUGAUUAAAAAAUGGGCUAAAUUUCAAACUAAAGCACAGAUAAUCUCGAAAGUCCAUUUUAUCUGGGAGAUUUGGUGUCCCGUUGGGGAGAGUGGGAGAUCAGUGCUAUAUCUGGGAGACUCCCGGAUAGUCCAGGAGAGUUGGCAUAUAUAGAGACACUUUUAUUUCAUGAUAUGGUAAUAAUUGGCCCUUUAAGCUAUAGGAGCUCAUAGGGACUGUUAUUCACUGAUUUAAGUGGUUAAUUCCACAAGUUAGCUGAAUUUUUUUAUUUUUAUACCUGCCAACUGUUACUCUUGGAACAACUGGGUGAAAGGUGAUUUUUCUGUGGCUAUUUUUUAUUGUUUUAAUUCAGGUUAUUAUGAGCUUGAAAUCUUUCAAGAUGAGGACAAGCCACAUUACAGUACAAGGGAUAGGCCUCUACACCAGAUGAGGGGUAGGAUGUCUAGUGUUAAAAGUUCUGCUUCUUAUAGUCCCCCUCCAAGAUCAGAAAAGGCAAAAACAGGUGAGUCAUAGAGAAAAGCUGUAAAAAAAAUCCCUGAGGCCCCGUGACGUGAUUAGGGCGACUUGCAUAUCUCUUUCUAGAGACUGCUAGUCAACCAUGUCUCAAGCUUAUCUUCACCAAAAUUGCAUUUAGCCACCUUAAAUUAACUCCCCUCUUCAAUUUUUAUCUACAGCAAGGUACAUUGUGCACAACACUAUCUGGGGAUCUAUCUCAACUAUCUCUGUGGCACUGAAUGGAGCUCCUUUUAGUGUGGUUACAUCGUUCAGUGAUGGGACUGUCGACAAUAGCACAGGGAUACCAUACUUUUACCUGUCAAGUUUUGACCCUGUAAACAAAAACAUAAAGGUAAACAACUGGGCAAGUCUGUCAGUCUCUGAAGCGGAAAGUGAUUACUGCAAGGAACAUGACUGGGACCCAGAGGAACCACUUUGCUCUAGAGUUUCUCUCACAGGAAAGGUAAGUUAAUUGCACUUUAAUGUUUAAACCUUAGUGUUUUCCUUUUUCUGCCUUCAAUAGAUCUUGGGAGAGUUUUAGAAGCCAUCUUGACGAGUAGCCAAACACGUGAGAAUUUUUCUGGUGUCAGUGUUUGUAUGAGAAUCUAAUGUGAAAUAAUUUUCCUUAAAAUGGCUGUUCUGAAAAAAUAUGAAUAAUGUACUGAAAAAAUUUGAGGGUGUUACAUGAAGCUAUAUGCACUAGAACCACUUUUUCAAAUUUUCUAUACAUUUUUUUGUAAAAAUUUUUCUUCCUCCCAACUAAAAUUUCCUGGGAAAAUUGCAGAGAAAUAAUUAUGUGGGAAAUCUAAAACAAGUGUCUGGAGAAAUUUAAGCACAGUAAUGGCCCAAAAAAUUUGUUUUUAGAAUCCUUUGCUGUGUGGCGUUAGUUUACAAUUCAUUUUUUUCCAGAACAGCCGUUUUACGGAAAUUAUUUGACAUUAGAUUCUCAUCCAAACACUGUUACAUCUCAAGCGUGGCUUCCAAAACCGUGACAAGGUCUAUAGGCAAUAACAGCUCUCAUCAAUGUUAAUCAGUGUUUUAAACAUCAUGCACCAACUAAAGGACUCUAAUGUUUCAUUCUUUCUUGUCUCUUAAAACCUAAAGCUUGUUCAUGUUGGCCCUGAUGAGAUCAAGUUUGCUCAAAAUGCUUUGUUUUCAAGACAUCCUGUGAUGAAAUAUUGGCCUAAAGGUCAUGGUAAGUUAUCACAAAGUUAUCAUUCUUUCUUUAUACCUCUUGCACCAAAUUUCAAGCCUUAGUUAUUUUAUAAUAUUAAGUGAUGUCUUUGCAGCCAUCAUCAGUGUCGUUGCACAUCAUCACUACUUUUGUCAUUAUACUUUAUUUUCUUGUCACUGAUGCAUUUACUCAAUCUAGUAACCAAGUUAUCUUCUUUUUACAGAUUGGCAGACACUCAAACUUGAAAUUGUCAAUGUCUGGAUGCAAGAUAAUUAUGGCUCUGCUGAUAUCAUUCCAGUGAAAGAUUACCUGAAGGUCAAAUUGCAGUCAUUAGUCAUUGAAUGA
This is a messenger RNA of Porites lobata, 3312 nucleotides long. The record is from the annotation of a GenBank genome assembly. Lineage: Eukaryota; Metazoa; Cnidaria; Anthozoa; Scleractinia; Poritidae.